Didymella exigua CBS 183.55 is the source of this 1605-nucleotide messenger RNA. Its product is annotated as Clavaminate synthase-like protein. The record is from RefSeq and is a predicted model, not a curated record. Lineage: Eukaryota; Fungi; Ascomycota; Dothideomycetes; Pleosporales; Didymellaceae. The coding region runs from base 1 to 1605 and encodes 534 amino acids. Gene Ontology annotation, molecular function: oxidoreductase activity. The transcript is spliced from 3 exons.
AUGGAGGCUGAAGAAGUUAAUCGACAAGGGUCAUGGGAUGGUUUCGAGACUUUCUUUCCUCUCUUAUUGGGUCAGGUCACAAGCGGAGAGCCCAUCAAGAUGCUUCUCCCUGGCUUUCCUUUCAAGUCGCCCAAUUCAAGGGACAAGGUCCUAAGCAAUCUGCCCGAUCUUGGAGAAAAGUUCGCCUUGAAGCAUCUCAAUGGACUUUGCGAGAACACCAAGGCAGUAUAUGGGCAUGGAGCUGAAGUUCACAUCACAUCUGACGGCUUGGUGUACAAUGAGCACUAUCUCGCAAACGCGUCGGAUAUCCGGCAGGAGCUGACGGCACGGUACGGUGAUUCACAAUUCGAAGCUGAUAUGGCCAAGAAGUCCAGCAGUGACAUGCAGCUGACACAAACCAAGUAUCUGGAGUUCUUGAAGUCGGAUCUUUUGCUGAACAAGACGUGGCUGGCACAGUCUCCGGAAGAGCAGGCAGUCACCAUCUCAGAGACCGCGAAAGCGAUGAUGGGCCGUUGGAAGGUAUUCGCAGCUGCGCUUGAAGUGAACCGUACCGACUACGUUCGUCUUUCAAUCCACGACUCUGAAGGCAGAAACAAGCUUUCGAUGGCUCUCAUUCCCCAGAAGCAACGAGGCGCGCUCGGAGCCACCCCCUGGCACUCUGUGGUCGUUGCCGAGCUGGACGGAAGCUAUCGUUCUGUACAGAGGCGCACAGUUGGCGUGGACAAGUACGAGCUCAUACACCACAACGGCCGGCCAUACUUCUUCCGCGCGAAGUCAGAUCUCUUCGACUGGAGCGCUGACAACUGCGAUGUCACCUUCGAGCAUCUGUACCCGUCGGGUCUCAUCAUUCGUCCUGCAGCUGGUGCUCCUUCUAUGACCACCAUUCCCAUGAAGAAGGUCUGCACGUUGACGAAUACCUUCUCGCCAAUUAUUCUCCGUGGGUUCUCCAAUAUCACCGAGAGGGAUACGUUCAUCAACAGCGCGAACGAACUUGGCGAGAACCUCGUCUGGCCACAGUACGGUGUCAUGUCUGUGGUCAAAGAUGUUGGCAAGGAUGAUAAGAACGCUAACAAUGUCAUAUCAAAGGAGGCCAUGCCCAUGCACUUCGACGGCAUCUCCAAAUACAAAGAUGUCACCAACCCUGUGACUGGCGCGGUCACUAAGAUGCUAAACCCACCGGGCUAUCAGUACUUCACCUGCAUUGCCACUGCGCCCAAGGGCAGCGGCUGCAUCCUCUUUACCGCAUCGCAUCUUUUCUUCCGCUACCUCUCACCUCCAUGGUCGGUCGAGCGCCCUGAACCUGUGACCUGGGGCACGCACAACACCGGUUUCUGGAAACAAGACCAGGAAAAGCUCAAGUUGGUUGUCAGGCACCCGGCGACUGGUGAGCCUUGCCUUCGCUGGCACGAGCCUUGGAACAAGACCAAGUACUCCACGUGCGGUGUGUUCAUCGAGAACGAGGAUCAAGCAUUGAUCGACGUCAUCAAUAUAGGCAUUUAUGAUUGGCGAUCCUGCUUAAGGUUCAGCUGGGAGCAGGGCGAUCUGAUGUGCAGCGACAACACUGCGAUGUUACACACUAGGAGUACGUAUGAGUACUUCGAUUAA